Molecule: messenger RNA, 771 nt
Organism: Prorocentrum cordatum
Lineage: Eukaryota; Dinophyceae; Prorocentrales; Prorocentraceae
Source: the annotation of a GenBank genome assembly
AUGCCGCCAUUUGGUCUCAAGGCCCCUCUGACCCAAUCAAUGGCGAGCGAGUGGGCCAAGGGACAUUGGGACUGGAUACCGCCGUGGCGGGUCCCUACACCCAGGGAUGUCUACUGCAGAAGUCACACGUGCGGCAACAACCCCAGUCUCAGUUCAGUAAUUGCCCAGCAGGCGAAAGCACCCGAUCCGCGCGAAUGGGUGGAGAAGAUUCGGGCAAGCCUCCCGAACUACAGCAUUCAGGGGCCCGGGGCCGUCGCCGACUGCGGAGACAACGCGGAGCAGCACCCGUACUUGGAGAGCACCGAGGACCGUCUUCUGGCCAGACGACCCGGAGUCGCGUCUGUGGAAGAGGCGGCUCGCGAGUGCGACGCGAUGCCAGGCUGCACCCACUUCACAGUGACCGUGGCUCCUGUCUGGCCUUACGUGUCGGAGAGCGAGCUCAGAGCCGUCACCCCCGGCGCGAACUUGUGCAGGGGCAGGGACGUCAAGGUGCAGAGGUUUGAGCAUUCGAACACGUUCGUGGGCAUCAAGAGGAACCCUGCCCGAUCGCCACCAGCGGACCCCGCCACCAGCGACGAGGGCGAGGGGCAGCUUGACGGCCCGAUGCUCGCGUGCGCCCCGUGGGCAUCCGGGGGGCUCCGCCCCCGCGCUGCCGGUCGUGGGCGCGGCGCCGUGGCCGCCGCCAAGCCGACCGCGCGUUCCUAUGAGCAUCGGGCCCCCGACGUGGCCGAUGUGCAGACCUGCGCCUCCUCUUCCUGUUCUUUGUUUUGA